This is a messenger RNA of Prorocentrum cordatum, 2850 nucleotides long. The record is from the annotation of a GenBank genome assembly. NCBI's taxonomy places the organism in Eukaryota, Dinophyceae, Prorocentrales, Prorocentraceae.
AUGCCCAUGGAGACGGAUCACGCAUCAAUCAUCUUCAACGUCGAGGAGACAACUCUGGGAAAAGAGCCGUUCAAGAUCUUGUUCGAGCUUCUCGAUGAAAGUUUGGCACAGGCGCUGUCGGUGUGCCUGUUGUCGGUGGUGGCCAUGCAGCAUAUACGGUCCGUGAUCAGCAAUUGGACGUUCCCGGAGUGGCAUGUCCUGCAUCUGCAGCUGUUCGGCAUCUUCCUUCUGUACGCCUUGAUCCCUUGCUUUGUGAACCCAGACCAUGAGUUGGGCGAGACUCCAGAAGGAGGUCGGUCGCCGCUGACGAAUCGGCUCGCCGGUGCUGCCGCCGCCUUCUUGGAGGGCUUCGGGGCGCUGCUCAUCGUGAUCGCCGUGCCCCGGCGCCUCGUCUGCUUCCGGUCGAAGCGUCGCGCCGCGGGGGCUUCCGCGUCGCGUCGCGCCUCUGUCAGUUCCGCUCCAAGCGUCGAUGGGCUGGCCGAGGUCAAGGUGGAGACGGAGAUGGGGAGCAGCACGAAGCCCCUCUUGGACAGCACCCAGGAGCCCGACGCACUUAGUCCACCCAACGACCCGCCCGCCCGCGACCCCCACGACUGCCUCGUCGUCUUCUUCGGCUGCCUCGCGGCCCUCCUGCUUCUGCUGGUGCGCCCGCUUUUGGAGGUAGUGCCCGUCGGAAACGAGCUCUCGGUGGAAGUGGCGGCUGUCAGAUUCGCCAUCUUGCCCGUCGGGCUCGCGCUCUCGCUGUUCGCCGGGGUAGAGGUCAGGCGACAGGCUAACACGAAUUUGGACGGGUUUGGUUUCCUCUUCAAGUACGCAAGGGCGGCCCACUUCGUCUUCGCGGCCUUCUUCACAAGGGCGAUGUUCAGGUAUGCGGGUGUAUUGAAGAUGUACCCUGGUGUCCCCUUCGCGGCUCGCGUGAUCACCAAUGCCAUGGCAUUCAUGGCGUGCUUCGUCGUAACACAGUGCGUGAAUCCCGCAGAGGACGAGGUGGUCAUCGCGAGCCUGGAUAGGCAGGCCGACAUCUUGAGCCAGGCCCAGGUCGCCUCUUACCAGAACGUUGCCACUUUCCUCGCUGCGACGAGGAGUAACGACAGAACGGCAUGUGGCCGCUUGUUGGAGGCGGACCCCUCGCUGCUGGAGGCACGGGACGCGGAGGGCCGUACCGCUUCCGACCUGGCCCGCAGGGACCGCCACUUCCGGCUGUGGGCUCUCCUCUUGGCGGUCCGUGCGCGCAGUGGCGCGCAGAGCCUGCGAGCGGCCGUCUGCGCCGUUGUGUCUGUUCUGGGCCCCCUGGAAGUUUUGCGAGAGGUGCUCCGGCCGCCCGUGCCGAUUGCGGGCUCUCACGACCGCCUCCGACGGCUUCCCAGUAAGACCAUAGAGCCGAUGGGGUCCGAGCGCCAGGAGCUGCACCCCGCGUGGCCCGGCGCGGUGCAUGACAAGGGUUUGGUCGUGGCCCCGUGGGAGAAGUUGCCCGCUGAGCAGGAGAAGGAAGGCCUCAGGAUGAGGAACGCUUGGCCCUGGGUAUCUGUGGACUUGUACACGUCGCGCCUGCGCAGCUUAGACCUCACCAUCAUCCUGGUGUCCCUGGCCCUGAUGGGGCGGGCCGUGUCAAACAUUGCGGGCGUUCAUGAUCUCGCGAGCCCCUUAGCCGUGCGCUUCUUACCAGAUUAUCCAUGUACCGACGUCCUUCGCCUAGACCAUUGCUUCCAUGAGCUCGUGGAGAGUGCAUUGACAAAUGGUGAUCAAACUGCCAAACCAGUGCUCCUCUUCCUAUCCGAAGUCAUGGCCUCCACCUGUGUGUUUUUCGUCGUCGCGGCGCUUCUCCAAUGCAACAAUGCGUUCUUUGGCUCGUCGUCUUCCAGCAGAGUGUGGUUCGGUGUAUUGGCCGCCUUUUUUCUGGCAGGGUUGGUGCUUCAGAUGCAAAGCUUUCUCGACAAGUUGGAUGAGCUGAAUCCGAUGCUGACGUUUGCUGGACCCGCCGACUACAACGCGAAUGAGAGAGACGAAGUCAACGCGAAUGAGAGAGACGAAGUAACAAUUUUGUCUAUGACGAAGGAUCUUGUUACUGCCAGCUUGGCCACGAUGGGCUUGUUUGCCUGCCUGACUGGGAUCCUUACGAGCCAGAAGCACAACACCUUCCAGAGGUCUGAGAUGGCCGCUCUCUGGUACACCACCUCCAACUUCAAGCCCCCCAGGAACGUCGUCGCCCUUCGGAGGGAGCCCCCAGAGGCCGGUGACGUGCUCCUACUCGCGCCGCAGGAGUUCGGCGCCGAGGCCGAGGAGAUGAAGGUGGUCGUGACGAGGACCAACAGCGACGGCACCUGCGACGUGGCCCGCGCAGGACCGGACGGGCGCCGCUACAGGAGCGUGCUCUACAAGUACCUGCGGCGCGAGGGCAUGGGGCACGGCACCCGGGGCGCCAUGAUGAGGAAGAAGCUCUUCGAGAAGGCUCUGAACUUGCCCCCGAUGUUCCUGAUAGCCCUGCUGUGCUGCGUGCCGGUCCUCGCCGUGCUCGUGAACCUGAUGUUCGAGACGGUCGAUGCGCAGCUGGUGAAGCUCUACAGGGUCCACGCGGUGGCGUCGCUGGUGCGCUGGGACGACCACUCUUACGUGAUCAGCACUGAGGACGAGGGCCCGCCCUGGGCCGACGACACCGCGGUGAGGGCGAAGAAGGCCAAGCUCGCCGCGGACCUGAAGGAGUGGCGGGAGGCAGGGAACGUGGGGAGGUACAACCACCCACGCUCCUAUACCGAUUUACAUGGCAAAGGAGGAAUUAUAGGUAUAUCGAGUGCGGGAGCGAAGACCAUGAACCGGCCUACAAGAUCGCAGCGAUCAUCGAGCCGUACGUGA